AGAUUUGUGGUUUUGUGUAAUUUAUCCAACUCUUAAAAGCCAUCGGUUUUGGGCCAACCAAACAAGCCCAAUACAACUCCACCGGCCCCAACUGUUACCUAAUACAUCUACGCCGUGAAAUAUCAGUUAUCACUGACCGGAACCUCCUAACCAACGCCGUCACCUCCGAUGUUCCGAACAAUCUCACGGUUGCGAUCUUCCUUAAUCCCCAAAAUACCCCUUGCUCCUCAAUAUUCAUUCCAUUCUCUGUCGCUGCUUCUACAGAAGCAUGAAGAUGAUGACUUGAAUACGGACCCUAAGAGUCCUCCAAAGCUAUUUGUUGUUCAGCCUCGGUUGCGGCCUGAUUCGGUUCUUAAACCUAAUCUCAGUGAAGCACUAAACCUGGCUAAGUCACUUGAAGAACAAAGAGAUGGAUUCUACGAUACUGAGUUCCUUGAUAAGCAAAUGCCCCCUCAUAUUGUCGUUCAAAAUCCAGCUUCCCGAUCAAUUCGUUCUGAUACAUUUUUUGGAGCUGGAACAGUGAAUACAGUUAAAUGCCAUGUAAAUUCUUUGGAAACUCAGGAAGUAGUAGAUGCGAUUUUUGUAAAUGCAAUUCUUACUGGCAUACAGCAGCGUAAUUUAGAGCGGAUUUGGGGUAAACCUGUUAUGGACCGUGUGGGCCUGAUAAUUGAGAUUUUCAAUGCACAUGCUCAAACAAAAGAAGCUAAGCUACAGGCUGAGCUGGCUGCACUUAUGUACAAAAAAAGUCGGCUUGUUCGUGUGCGCAGUUCUGGUGGACGUCAUGGUUUUGGCGUAGCUGGAGAAAUUGAAGUAGUUAGUGCCAGAGGGAGAGGAAGUGGGGGACGUGGUUUCAUUAGUGGUGCUGGAGAGACAGAAUUGCAGCUUCAGCGGCGAAGAAUUAUAGAACGGAGGAGUCAAUUGUUAUCUGAGAUUAAAGAGGUUCGUCGUACACGAGCAUUGCAGCGUGCUGCUCGUAAGAGGCAUGGAGGAACAGAUGGUCAAGAAAUUCGUACAGUUGCUGUUGUUGGUUACACUAAUGCUGGGAAAUCUACUUUGGUUAGUGCACUCUCGGAGAGCUAUCUCUACUGCGAUGAUCGAUUGUUUGCUACAGUGGACUCCAAGUUAAGAAGUGUGAUUCUCCCGUCAGGAAGGAAAGUGCUGCUUAGUGAUACUGUGGGAUUCAUCUCAGAAUUGCCUAUACAGCUAGUAGAAGCCUUUCAUGCAACAUUGGAAGAAGUGGUUGAAGCUGACCUCCUUGUGCAUGUUCUGGACUCGAAUGCACCAAACCUAAAUGAGCAACGAGAAGCAGUGUUGCAAGUUCUUGGGCAGAUAGGAGUCUCUGAACAGAAGCUCCAGAAUAUGAUUGAAGUUUGGAAUAAGAUUGAUCUUCAUGAGGAUUUUGUUGGAGAUGGUUAUUGCAAUGAGGAUGAAGUUGCCAGCGGGUUAUCAGAAGACAAUGAUGUUGCAUCCAAUAAAUUGUGUGAAGAGGACCCCCUUGAUUAUGAUGAUAAUGAAAAUGAGGACUCUGAUGAAUGGUUGGUCUCAGGUGAUGAACAAGAUUCCUGGGUUGACUAUAAUGGUUCCUCGGUGGGCUGCGGGUCUGCAGAGGUCCAGCAAAAUAACCCCUCUAAGAAAUGGGAGUUUGUUAGAAGUGAAACCCAGUUUGGAUCUGAGCCCGCUCCACAUGUCAAGAUGUCUGCCUUAACAGGUGUUGGAUUGCAAGAGUUGCUGGAGCUUCUUGAUGAAAAAUUGAAGCCUCAGAAAACCAUAGAGAAGGAUAUAUUUGAUCGCAAAUGGAGACCACCACGCACAGAAGAUCACACAGUAGCAGUUGGACAAUAGUAUUUAUAAAGAAAAAAGAAGCAUUCCUUAUCAAGGCGUCUGUCUUUAUCCAUGACUAAAAGGGAUUGAAGUUUUAACACACUUAGGAGGACUCGUGACUAACAAUUAAAUGCAUCUCCUUGACAUGGAAGUUUCAAACAUGGUUUGGAGCACCCACUGUUAAUGCUACGAAGGUUGUCCUAUAUCUAGUGUGUUCUGUUCUCUGAAUAUCAAGAGUUCCUUAUCAAACUAGAAUGCCUAUUGUAACUGGUUCACAGGCUCUUACAUUCUUCUGGCGUUCGCACCCAUUUUCGGUUACAGCCCGUAGAAGCAUGUGUAUUUCCUUCAUGUACUUUGAGUAACUUGCGAGUCGCGACAUGUUUCAUGCUGUAUGUGGAGUUGGGACAUUCUAAUGCCGUCAUAUAAGUUAAGGAAGGAGGAGGGAACAAGCACACUUGGAAAGCAUAGUACGACAGAGAGUUGUAUGUAAUGAAACUCGAGAUUUAAAAUAUGAGCUAUAUUUGGAACUUAUUGUGAAUUGUGUUCGAGCAAGACAAGUAAUAUAGUACGUUUGGGUUCGAUUGUAUAAAGCUUAUAGUUUCAAAUGGAUUCUAAACCUUAAUGUUGA
Messenger RNA from Capsicum annuum, 2449 nucleotides. RefSeq names its product GTP-binding protein At3g49725, chloroplastic. Gene Ontology annotation, molecular function: ribosome binding; GTP binding. Gene Ontology annotation, cellular component: cytoplasm. The coding region runs from base 169 to 1842 and encodes 557 amino acids. The record is from RefSeq and is a predicted model, not a curated record. The transcript is spliced from 13 exons. NCBI's taxonomy places the organism in Eukaryota, Viridiplantae, Streptophyta, Magnoliopsida, Solanales, Solanaceae.